Apis cerana (Asiatic honeybee) is the source of this 9524-nucleotide messenger RNA. It is a transcript of the gene Dscam1, whose product is annotated as Down syndrome cell adhesion molecule 1. Gene Ontology annotation, molecular function: cell-cell adhesion mediator activity. NCBI's taxonomy places the organism in Eukaryota, Metazoa, Arthropoda, Insecta, Hymenoptera, Apidae. The record is from RefSeq and is a predicted model, not a curated record. Gene Ontology annotation, cellular component: plasma membrane; axon. Gene Ontology annotation, biological process: homophilic cell-cell adhesion; axon guidance; dendrite self-avoidance.
GAGCAGCCGCUGUCCCGAAGCAAACGACGCUCCUCGCCGCACUCUUCGGUCGUCUACGGACCUAGAGUGUUCGUUCUGUUCGUUGUACCGGUGUGGUCAGCGUGUAUCUUUACGUUUUGAUCGACGUGUCGUCGGUGAGAAUCAGUGCGAUCAAGGAAGACAGGAUCAGAAUGUGGCUCGAUCCUCCAGGAGGAGGGUGUAACAUACCCACGUAUCUAACGACGAUGCUACUCUUGGCUGUUCUGGCAUUGACGAACGUGGCUUGCGCCGAGGAUGAAUCCAUGGGACCGGUAUUCGUGAAGGAACCACCAAAUCGAGUCGACUUCUCGAACGGAACCGGAGCUGUCGUCGAAUGCCAGGCAAGAGGAAACCCCCAACCGGAUAUCAUUUGGGUUCGUGCUGACGGAAGCGCUGUUGGGGAUGUUCCCGGACUCAGACAGGUCUUGCCGAACGGAAAUUUGGUCUUCCCCCCUUUCCGCGCCGAGGAUUAUCGUCAAGAGGUUCAUGCUCAGGUUUACAGCUGUCUGGCGCGUUCCCCAGCAGGUUCAGUUCACAGCCGAGAUGUUAACGUGAGAGCCGUGGUCGCCCAAUACUUCGAGGUUCAGGUUUACGAUCAGUUCGCGAUCCGCGGGAACGCGGCGAUUUUCAAGUGUCAGGUUCCAUCGUUCGUCGCCGACCACGUGGACGUAGUGGGAUGGAUCGAUUCGAACGGCGGCAGUUACGUGGCCGAUGGACAGUCGUACGUUGUCGGGCAGCGGUAUGCAGUGAACGUGAUGGACGAACACGUCCUUCGGGGGAACGCCGCAAUUAUCAAGUGUCACAUACCGAGCUUCGUCGCCGAAUUCGUCGAGGUUGACUCUUGGAUCGAAGACGAGACCACUGAAAUAUAUCCUAGCGCCGAUUACGAUGGAAAAUACUUGGUGUUGCCUUCCGGAGAGCUUCACAUUCGCGAUGUUGGACCAGAGGACGGAUACAAAACCUAUCAAUGCCGCACCAAGCAUAGACUGACCGGAGAGACGAGGCUGUCGGCUACCAAGGGACGACUCGUCAUUACCGAGCCGGUGAGCGGCGCGGCGCCCAAAGUACCGGCCACGGCGAAAAUUACCGUCCUCUCUUUGCCCGCGCGCGCUUCCGUGGCGGCGUUGUGUCAGGCGCAGGCGCAUCCCUUGCCGAUCUUCAGAUGGUACAAGUUCAUCGAGGGCUCGUCCCGCCGUCAACCCGUCCAACUGAACGAGCGCGUCCGCCAGGUUAGCGGGACACUGAUCAUUCGCGAGGCACGUGUCGAGGAUUCGGGCAAAUAUCUUUGCAUCGUGAACAACUCGGUGGGCGGGGAGAGCGUGGAGACGGUGCUCACCGUGACGGCGCCGUUGGGAGCGGAGAUCGAGCCGAGCACACAGACGAUCGACUUUGGCAGACCUGCAACCUUUACUUGCAACGUGAGAGGGAAUCCGAUCAAGACCAUCUCCUGGCUCAAGGAUGGGAAACCGCUUGGACUGGAGGAAGCUGUGUUGAGGAUCGAGAGCGUGAAGAAAGAGGACAAAGGGAUGUACCAGUGCUUCGUUAGGAACGAUCAGGAGAGCGCCCAGGCGACGGCAGAGCUCAAACUCGGUGGACGAUUCGAACCCCCGCAGAUUCGCCAGGCAUUCGCCGAGGAGACGCUUCAGCCGGGACCGAGCAUGUUCCUGAAAUGCGUGGCCAGCGGUAACCCGACCCCCGAGAUCACCUGGGAACUCGACGGCAAACGUUUGUCCAACACGGAGAGGCUUCAGGUGGGCCAAUACGUGACGGUGAACGGCGACGUGGUCUCCCAUCUGAACAUAUCCAGCACUCACACGAACGACGGUGGAUUGUACAAAUGUAUCGCGGCUUCGAAGGUCGGCUCGGCGGAGCACUCGGCACGUCUCAACGUCUACGGUCUCCCCUUCAUUCGCCACAUGGACAAAAAGGCCAUAGUAGCCGGUGAAACUCUUCGCGUCACUUGCCCAGUUGCCGGAUAUCCGAUCGAGAGCAUCGUGUGGGAGCGGGACACGAGAGUGCUGCCGAUCAACAGGAAACAAAAAGUCUUCCCCAACGGGACCCUUAUCAUCGAGAACGUGGAAAGGAUGAGCGAUCAGGCUACCUACACGUGCGUCGCGAGAAACGCUCAAGGUUACAGCGCCAGAGGAACGUUGGAAGUUCAAGUGAUGGUUGCGCCGCAGAUCGCGCCGUUCUCGAUCGGUGACGAACCCGCGAAUUGGGGAGAAGCGGUCUCGGCAGUGUGCACCAUCGUAAAGGGGGACCUGCCCAUCGAGCUUGCCUGGGCCCUGAACGGUCAACCUAUCUCGGCCAACAAUCACCCCGAUAUCACUAUAUCGAGCACCGGGAAACGCGUCAGUCUGAUGACCAUCGAGGCUGUGAGCGGCAGCCACGCCGGGGAAUAUACGUGUACCGCCUCGAACGCGGCAGGAGCGACCAGCUAUUCGGCCACCUUGGCCGUAAACGUACCACCACGCUGGAUCCUGGAGCCCACCGACAAGGCAUUCGCUCAAGGCUCUGACGCUCGCGUCGAGUGCAAAGCCGACGGUUUCCCCAAGCCCCAGGUCACGUGGAAGAAGGCCGCUGGGGACACACCGGGCGAUUACACCGACCUGAAAUUGAGCAAUCCGGACAUUAGCGUGGAGGACGGGACCCUGUCGAUCAACAACAUUCAGAAGACGAACGAAGGCUACUAUCUCUGCGAGGCUGUGAACGGGAUCGGCGCGGGACUCUCGGCUGUUAUCUUCAUCUCGGUUCAAGCCCCGCCCCACUUCGAGAUCAAACUGAAGAACCAGACCGCGCGACGAGGGGAGCCGGCCGUGUUGCAAUGCGAGGCCCAAGGCGAGAAACCGAUCGGCAUCCUCUGGAACAUGAACAACAAGAGGCUGGACCCGAAGAGCGAUUCCCGUUACACGAUCCGGGAGGAAAUAUUGGCGAACGGCGUGCUGUCCGACCUGAGCAUCAAGAGAACCGAGAGAAGCGACUCGGCCCUCUUCACCUGCGUGGCGACCAACGCUUUCGGAAGCGACGACACGAGUAUCAACAUGAUCGUGCAAGAGGUACCCGAGGUUCCGUACGGUUUGAAGGUGUUGGACAAAUCCGGACGCUCGGUUCAACUUUCCUGGGCGGCGCCCUACGACGGGAACAGCCCGAUCAAGCGCUACGUGAUCGAGUACAAGAUCAGCAAAGGCUCGUGGGAGACCGAUAUCGACAGAGUUCUGGUGCCCGGAUCCCAGCAGAACGUAGCCGGAGUGUUCAAUCUCAGACCCGCCACCACCUACCACCUCAGAAUCGUGGCCGAGAACGAAAUAGGCGCGUCCGACCCGUCCGACACGGUCACCAUAAUCACUGCCGAGGAGGCGCCCAGCGGCCCGCCAACCUCCAUCCGCGUCGACGACCUCGACCAGCACACCCUCAAGGUAACGUGGAAACCGCCCCCUCGCGAGGAUUGGAACGGCGAGAUCCUUGGAUACUACGUCGGCUACAGGCUCUCCUCCUCCGAGAAACCGUACAUGUUCGAAACCGUGGACUUCUCGAAGGAGGACGGAAAGGAGCACCACCUGCAGAUCAUGAACCUGAAGACGUACACCCAGUACAGCGUGGUCGUGCAAGCGUUCAACAAAGUGGGAUCGGGGCCGAUGAGCGAGGAGCGGAGGCAGCACACCGCCGAGGGCGUACCCGAGCAACCCCCUCACGACACCACUUGCACCACCUUGACCUCCCAGACCAUCAGGAUCUCCUGGAUGUCGCCCCCCCUUAGCGCCGCGAAUGGAGUCAUCACCGGAUACAAGGUCAUCUACGGACCCUCCGACACCUGGUACGACGAGAACACCAAGGACACCAAGAUCACCUCCUCGAGCGAGACCAUUUUGCACGGAUUGAAGAAGUACACGAACUACAGCAUGCAAGUCUUGGCUUUCACUUCUGGCGGAGACGGUGUCAAGUCCGCGCCCAUUCACUGCCAAACCGAGCAGGACGCCCCCGAAGCGCCUAUCGCGAUCAAGGCUCUCGUCAUGUCGUCCGAAUCGAUCCUGGUUUCGUGGAGGCCACCCAGCCAACCGAACGGCGUCAUCACCCAGUACACCGUUUACACGAAGGCGGACAACGCGGAGGAGCCGAGCAGCCAGAAGGUGCCGCCCAAUCAGCUCACCCACGAGGCGUCCGAAUUGGACAAGACGCGCAGAUACGACUUCUGGGUGACCGCGAGCACGAACAUCGGCGAGGGAGAGGCUUCCAAGAUCGUCGCACUGGCGCCCAGCGUUCGAGUACCGGCGAAGAUCGCGUCGUUCGACGACAAAUUCACGGCCACCUACAAGGAGGACGUGAAAUUACCCUGCUUGGCCGUCGGCGUGCCCGCGCCCGAGGUGACGUGGAAAGUGCGAGGCGCCGUGCUCCAAUCCAGCGACAGACUGCGACAAUUGCCCGAAGGAUCCCUGUUCAUCAAGGAAGUGGACCGCACCGACGCCGGGGAAUACUCUUGCUACGUGGAAAACACGUUCGGCCACGACACCGUCACCCACCAGUUGAUCGUGCACGCUCCCCCUCACUCGCCCCAAAUCACCCUCACCGCGACCACCACCAACUCGCUGACGAUGAAGGUGCGCCCUCACCCCCAGGACAACGCCCCGAUCCACGGAUACACGAUCCACUACAAGCCGGAAUUCGGCGACUGGGACACGGCGCAGAUCAGCUCCACGGUGCAGAAGUACACUUUGGAGAAUUUGUUGUGCGGCUCGAGAUACCAGAUCUACGUAACCGCGUACAACGGAAUCGGAACCGGCGACCCAUCCGACAUGCUCAACACCCGCACCAAAGGCUCGAAACCGAUCAUCCCCGAGGCGGCAAGGUUCAUCGAGGUGGCGACGAACAGCAUCACUCUGCACUUGAACGCGUGGUCCGACGGCGGCUGCCCCAUGAUCUACUUCGUGGUCGAGCACAAGAAGAAGAACCAACAGGAAUGGAACCAGGUGUCGAACAACGUUAAACCGGGCGGCAACUUCGUAGUUCUGGAUUUGGUCCCUGCCACGUGGUACCACUUGCGCGUCACCGCCCACAAUAACGCUGGGUUCGCGGUUGCCGAGUACGAAUUCGCAACGCUGACCGUAACCGGAGGUACGAUCGCGCCCCCCGUGCGGAACGGCGAUAACGACAGCACGGACGUGAGGCGUUAUUUCCCUUGGUUGCCCGGCUGGCUGGACGUGAACGUGGUUGUACCGGUCGGAGCGACGAUCGUCGUCAUUAUUGUAGGGAUAGUGGUGAUUUGCGUCGCAUUGUCUAGGAGAACUCGGGGCCCGGAGCAAACGCGGCUGCGAGGUAUCUCAUCAGCCGACGAGAAAUAUUACGAGGGACAAUACGACGUGGUUUACCAACAAACCGGAGUAGGCGGAGCAACCCUGGACAAACGAAGGCCCGAUCUGCGCGACGAGCUUGGAUACAUCGCCCCGCCCAACCGUAAAUUGCCCCCUGUUCCCGGAUCCAAUUAUAACACCUGCGAUCGCAUCAAGCGAGGUACAGUGAUAAGUGGGACAGGCUCGAUAAGAAGCCACUCGACGUGGGAUCCAAGACGACAUAUGUACGAAGAAUUGAAUCAUUGCGCGCCGAACCGAAGAUGUCCACCGCCACCUCGUAUGGGCAGUGCCGAGGGUCUAUCCCACAGAGGCAUGGAAGACGAGAUCUGCCCCUACGCCACCUUCCACCUUCUUGGAUUCCGCGAGGAGAUGGACCCCAGCAAGGCCAUGCAAUUCCAGACCUUCCCACACCCAGGCAACGGACACUCGGGCACCAUGGGGCCACCCGUUGGCCAUCCCACCAACGCUUCCGCCCACAGCCGCUCCGGAUCUCAAUCCAUGCCGCGUCAAAACGGUCGCUACUCCCGAGUCCCGUCCCAAGGAGGCGGCAGCGGAACCCACAACGUCUUCUCCCCCGAGUACGACGACCCGGCCAACUGCGCGCCCGAGGAGGAUCAAUACGGCUCCCAGUACGGACAGUACGGCGCUCCCUACGACCACUACGGAUCCCGCGGCUCGGUUGGACGUCGCAGCGUAGGGUCGGCCCGCAAUAUCCCCGUCUCUGGAUCACCGGAACCGCCCCCACCCCCGCCAAGGAACCACGACCAGAACAACUCGAGUUUCAACGACAGCAAGGAGAGCAACGAGAUCAGCGAGGCGGAGUGCGAUCGCGACCAACUCGUGAACCGCAACUACGGCGUGAAUGCUCGCGGCAAGGACGGCAUGACCACCGAGGAGAUGCGUAAACUCAUAGAGAGAAACGAAGCCCCCAGCCGGCAAACCGGCUCCGGCCACGGCGGUCACGGGGGACUCCUCACACCCUACGAUACUGUGGCAGUGUAACCUGUAAAUCAUCCUCCGUGGUCUUCCGUCUCUCUCUCUCUCUCUCUCUCACUCACUCACUCACUCUCUCUCUCACGCUCUAUCUAUCUCUCUUUCUCUCUCUCUCCGUCACCAGCGGCCGAAGAACUCGAGAGAAGCGGACAAGAGUGCGCAACGCCGACUCUUCCCCCGGUGCUGUCGUCGGUCCAAAAUUGCAACGAUUUGUAAUGAAGAAGUAAUAAUCCAUCGAUCGCGUCGAUAGAUAUAAAUAUAAGAUAGAUAGUUAGAUAGAUUCGGCCCACAUUAGUUAUACGGCGGGGCACACUCGUCGCGGACGUUUUCGCAUAACGGGACGAUCGAUCGACCAAUGUAAUUAAUGAACGGCGACGAUAUUUGCCUCCCGAAGGGACGGACGGACCAGUCUCCUUCGUCUUCGACCAUUCUUUCCUUCCUUCCAAACUGUUUUUUGGCCUUUUUCCUAAUUAUACAUCUCGCGCCUUUUCUCUCGUACUCACGUAUACACUCACUCGUUCUUGCUCAAUAUUGUCCACAUCGGAAUAUUUGGAAGGCCAGAUUUAGAUAAAGAAACUGCCAAAUCUAUUGACUGCCGAUCCAGGCGAAGGGAUAAUCGCUGCUCUCGAGGGGGCAAGAUACCGUUUCCGUCGUUUCCUCUGCGUUAAUUCUGUCCUGAACGAAGUGUCCUGUCGCGAAGAAAGAAAGAAAGAAAAAAAAAAAAGAAGAAGAAAGAAAGAGAAACGAACAUACCCGGCGUGUUCGUCCAUGUCGAAAAAACGCUCUCGGCUAGAAUCCGGCCCGCGACGCGUGCUCUCGGCGACGGUGCGUUUCAACGAGGGGAGGGGGGAGGGGAAGGGGAGGGGAUUGUUUGGCGGGAUGUCCUAGGUUACGAAUUGUCGCUUCCAAGCGCCCCCACGAGUCACGGGAAGUACACACGAGAUAUACAUUAGUUACUCGCUUUUUAAGUCAUGGUUGUGCCACACUGCCGCUCCCCGCAGGCAUAUGAUAUUAUACAUAUACAUACAUACAUAUAUAUGAUAAUAUUAUACAUAUAUAUACGAUUUAUAAUUUCGUAACGAAGGUUGUGUCCCUGUCUUUUGGUGAUCGACGAUCUUUUGAGUCUCGACGUCGCGGAGAGCAAGUCUAGAGUGCACUGUUUUUGCGACAGUGUCGCAGAGAGUGCGUCGUCGUCGUCGUAGCGAUAGUUAAGAGACCAGGUCGCAUCCGAUGCCGUGGUGGCGUCCAAUCGAUAAUUUCUUCCGCCGCGCGUAUCACGCGAUGAGUAAAAAAAAAGAAAAAAAAAAGAAAAAAAAGAAUAAAAAGAAGAAAAAAAGGAAAAAAAAGAGAAAAAAGGAGAGAGAAAAAAGAAAAAAAAAAAGAAAAGAAAAGGAAGAGAAAAAUUCCUCAACAAACAUUUCUUUUAGAUCGAUCGACUUUAUCCGUAGGAAGAAAAACGCGGCACCCUAGAUCACAGAACACCGAUUUCAACGAGAACGUCGAGGUUGAGCACAUCGCAACAUUUUUACAACACGUCAUACAGGUUAAAGGGAGAGAAGAUUAAGGCGCAAGCAACACACCACGCUCGCUGUCGAUUUUUUAAUCGUCCUAUAUGAUAUAUUUAGUCCGCUGUACACACACAUAUAUUCGCAAGCUAAUCUCGAUCAAUUAUGAACGUACGUGAAUUUAACGAUAUGACAUGCGACGAUGAUAUUAUACGUGUAAGCAAUUCGAGCAACAAAUACCGAUUUAAAAUAUAAGUAGGACAUAAGUCGGACGGAUGGUCGCGAGAUCCGCCGUUUCUCUUUCGUUGAAUGGCGACGCGUCGAUGAUACGUGAAAUGGAUAAAUGCAACAAGAAAAAAAAGAAAAGAAAGAAAGAAAAAAGAAAAAAAGAACGUCGACGAAAAUCGUAGAAGAAAAAAAUUUAAAAACAUUCGUGUUACAUUCGAACUUGUUACAUCGAUGCGAUGCCAGGAUACGGUUACGGCGCGUGUCUCAUAGUUCGUUUUUAUCACAACACUAUUUAGAUAUAAAAAAAUAUAUAAAUAUAUAAAUAUAUAUAUAUAUAUAUACAUACAUUGACGUUCAUAUACAUACGUUGUAAGUAGGUAUGUCUAGAUGUCGCAUUUAUUUGCCGAGGCGAUGCACGAGUGGUACACCAGUCGAGCAUGAUCACGGUCAAAGGAUGUCUCUUCGUUGACGACGAGAUAUCGCCGGGAUACUUUGACCGUGAAUUCGUAAUCCGUUUUAUCGAAAAGGUCCGCAUAUAUCGCUGGCUACGAUUCCGCUCGCCAAAGCACUUUUCAUCGAUGUGAUUUUAAAGGCUGCGCAAAGUCUCGUGUCUCGUGUAUGUGUUACGAUCGCGCUCUACCACAUUAAUGUAGCCAUAUCCAACUCACCUUUUACGAUGUAUAUCACGUUUUACUCACGUAACGCUCGCGGAGCUUUUCGCUUUGAAGCUUUGGAACUUAACGCGAAUAAAAGAGAAAUCGAAAGAUAUUUAACUUAUUCGAUAUUAGCCGUACGAUCGAUCUCGCCGCACACGCGUGUGAUCGUUGAUAUUAAGUAAGGGAAGAAGAAGAAAAAAAAAGAACAUGAAAAACGAAAGAAAAAAACGUGAUGUCCGCGGAUUGUCGUAUAGCUUUCUUCUAUUAAUCGAUUGGGAAUAUUAUCUGUUUAUCGUUAUAUUUUGUGUGAUCGAUCUGGUAUCGCUUCUAUUUGCAAGGUUUAACGUUACUUCUUUUUUUUAUAAUGCUGUGAAACGGUCGGUGCCGCCGUCCGCGUUAUACGUAUAUGUUAUGCUUUGUUCAUUGAAGAUAUUGGAUGUCCAUUUUUGUGCAACGACGAGGCGGUUCUUCGAGCUUCUCUUUCGGCGGGGCGCGUAUCGUUAUCUUUUUCGGUUGCAAGCAGACUCGGGACAUUUCGUAAUUAGUACCCUGUGUUGCGCUCACAAUGUCAGUGCUCGCCUUUAAAUUGGCUGUAAGUUCAUAUUCUCGUACAACGAUACUCGUAUUUCUCCGCGUUCGUAGGGACUCGAGGAUCCGCUCGCAAUACACCGUUUCCUCAGUACCACUAUUUUAUGUUUUUGUACCAAAGUCGUAGUAGCGUCUAACUUUACGUUAAAUAAAUAAAACCAAAAAAAAACAAAAAAAACAAAAAAAAACAA